AGACGAGCAUCAACACAUCAGGAAGAGCUGAAAUCUGCAAAGACUGAGUUUAUUAAAGAGGACAGAGAGAAGAUGAGAGAUCCAGAACCCUGCAGAAUCAAACACACUGAAGAUACUGAAGAACAAACAGAGCUGAUGGAAGAGAGCGAGGAGAGUGAAGAACUGAGUGAAGUGGAGGAGGAACAUCAUGUCAAACCUGCAGAUAAACCUUUGAGCCGCUCAAAGACUAAAAAUACAUUUUUAAAGAAAAGAAAAGCCAAUAAAUCUAUCACCUGCACUCAGUGUGGAAAGAGUUUCACAAAUAAACAUAGUCUUGAGCGUCACAUGAGAGUUCACACCGGCGAGAAGCCGUUCACAUGUGAUCAGUGCAGGAAGAGUUUCUCACACAAACAAAGUCUUGAGUGUCACAUGAGAGUUCACACUGGAGAGAAGCCAUUCACGUGUAAUCAGUGCGGAUAUCAAUUUACAGAAAAAGGAAACCUUGAAAAACAUAUGACAAUCCACACUGGAGAAAAGCCGUUUACAUGUGAUCAUUGUGGGAACAGUUUCUCAACCAAACAUUAUCUUAAGUAUCACAUGAGAGUUCACACUGGAGAGAAGCAGUUCCCAUGUGAUCAGUGCAGGAAGAGUUUCUCACACAAACAAAGUCUUAAGUAUCACAUGAGAGUUCACACUGGAGAGAAGCCAUUCACGUGUGAUCAGUGCGGGAAGAGUUUCGCACAACAAGGAACACUUAAAGAACACAUGAGAGUUCACACUGGAGAGAAGCCAUUCACGUGUAAUCAGUGCGGAAAUCAAUUCAAGGAAAAGGGAACCCUUAAGAAACACAUGAAAAUCCACACUGGAGAAAAGCCGUUUUCAUGUGAUCAGUGCGGGAAGAGUUUCUCAACCAAACAAUAUCUCGAGUUUCACAUGAGAGUUCACACCGGAGAGAAGCCGUUCCCGUGUGGUCAGUGUGGGAAGAGUUUCACACAAUCAACAAACCUUAGAGUACACAUGAGGAUCCAUACCGGAGUGAAGCCGUUCAUGUGCGAUCAGUGUGAAAAGAGAUUCUCAAACAAAAACAGUCUUACUGCUCACAUGAGGAUUCACACCGGAGAGAAGCCAUUCAAGUGUGAUCAGUGCGGCAAAACAUUUCAUUGGUCAUCAGGUCUAAAGACACAUCUGAGGAUUCACACCGGAGAAAAACCUUACAAGUGUUCACACUGUGACAAGACAUUCAGUCAGUUAGGAAAUCUGAAAACACAUGAGAAGAUCCACAGAAGAUCCACACCUUCUUUAUUCGCACAUAUUUACCUGAUGAAGCACCUGAAGAUUCACAUGAGAGUUCACACUGGAAGGAAGCUGCUCAGGCUUUCUAUCUGA
Molecule: messenger RNA, 1365 nt
Organism: Sinocyclocheilus rhinocerous
Lineage: Eukaryota; Metazoa; Chordata; Actinopteri; Cypriniformes; Cyprinidae
Product: gastrula zinc finger protein XlCGF57.1-like
Exons: 5
Coding region: 73-1365 (430 amino acids)
Biological process (GO): regulation of transcription by RNA polymerase II
Molecular function (GO): DNA-binding transcription factor activity, RNA polymerase II-specific; RNA polymerase II cis-regulatory region sequence-specific DNA binding
Source: RefSeq, a predicted model, not a curated record